AUGUGUGUGUCUGUGUUAUGUGUUUGACUCGUGUGAAGUUAUGCGGAACUCCUCCUCGUGUCCGUGUCGCUUCUUCCUAUUGACAGAAGCUUCUUGAAACAGAUUGACAGGAGAUCAAUGCGCAGGAUGGACGCAAAAGUGCGCAAGAGUUAACGCAAAGUGGAACGAUUAUGACAGUUUAUCACAUCUCUGCUGUUUUUCAGAGUUUAUGUGAAGCAGGCGUGGAUUUAUAUACUUUUUAAAAAGUCUUAUUGUUUUUGUGUUGUUUUUUAAAAACUUGUACCGCUCCGAGCAUGAAGUUUAACGGGUACCUGAAGCUGCGGAUCGGCGAGGCGGUGGACCUGAAGCCGACCACCUUCUCCCUCCGCCACAGCGUCAUCUUCCACAAAGCCCAGCCGGCCCUGGACCCCUACAUCGUGGUGAAGGUGGACGACUACAAGAUCGGACAGACCCACACCAAGCAGAAGAGCAACACGCCGACCUACAACGAGGAAUUCUGCCUCAACGUCAGCGACGGCCGGCGCAUCGAGCUGGCGGUGUUCCACGACACGCCGAUCGGAUACGACGACUUCGUGGCCAACUGCACCAUCCAGUUCGAGGACCUGAUCCAGACCUCCAACAGCGGGGAGACCUUCGAGGGAUGGAUGGACUUGGAGCCAGAGGGCAAAGUCUUUGUCCUCAUCACACUCACUGGAUCGUUCACUGACGACGAUGCCAUCGUGAAAGAGAGGGCCCACAAGCAGUUCACGAGGAAGCGUCAGGGGGCGGUGAAACGGAGGAUCCACCAGGUCAACGGGCACAAGUUCAUGUCCACGUUCCUCCGCCAGCCCACCUUCUGUUUUCACUGCAAAGAGUUCAUCUGGGGUGUGUUUGGGAAGCAGGGCUACCAGUGUCAGGUGUGUACCUGUGUGGUUCACAAACGAUGCCACCAGCAGGUCGUGACGGUGUGUCCGCGCAUGAAGAGCCCGGCAAAAGAGAAGCCCGUAACCCAAGGCUUCAGCAUCAACCUCCCUCACAUGUUCAAGAUCCACAACUACAAGUCGCCCACUUUCUGUGACCACUGUGGCUCCCUGCUCUGGGGAAUCGUGAGGCAGGGGCUGCAAUGUAAAAUCUGUAAAAUGAACGUUCACAUCCGCUGCAAAGGCAACGUGGCGCCGAACUGUGGGGUCAACAGUGUGGAACUGGCCAAUAAGCUUGCAGAGAUGGGUCUGCAGGCGGGAGGACUCGCUAAACAAGACACAUUGUAUAAAAGUGCGGGGCAGUCGAGGGAGCCCUCUGACAGGAGGGAAAGUACAGAAUCUCAGUCGCAGACGCCUCGACUCGGCAUUACAGACUUCACGUUCCUUCAAGUGCUGGGCAAGGGCAGCUUUGGAAAGGUGAUGCUGGCGAGGCUUGACUCCAACGAGCGAGUUUUUGCUGUGAAGGUGUUGAAGAAGGACAUCAUUUUGCAGGACGAUGAUGUGGAGUGCACUAUGACGGAGAAGAGGGUGCUGUCACUGGCUCGCUGUCACCCCUACCUCACCCAGCUGUACUGCUGCUUCCAGACACGGGACCGACUCUUCUUCGUGAUGGAGUUUGUGAAUGGCGGCGAUUUAAUGUUUCACAUCCAGAAGUCCAGGAAGUUUGAAGAGCCCAGAGCACGUUUCUACACGGCAGAGAUCACAUCUGCUCUCAUGUUCCUGCACGGCAAAGGCAUCAUCUACAGGGAUCUGAAAUUGGACAACGUUCUCCUUGACAAAGACGGACACUGCAAACUGGCAGAUUUCGGCAUGUGCAAAGAAGGCAUAUUUGAAGGUGUGGCUACGGGAACGUUCUGCGGGACCCCGGAUUACAUCGCCCCAGAGAUCCUGCAGGAGAUGCUGUAUGGCCCCUCUGUCGAUUGGUGGGCUCUGGGGGUGCUACUGUACGAGAUGCUGUCGGGACACGCCCCCUUCGAGGCGGAAAACGAAGACGACCUCUUCGAAUCCAUCCUCAAUGAAGAGAUCGUUUAUGCGUCUUGGCUCGGCGCAGAAGCGGUGAACAUCCUGAAAGCUUUCUUGACCAAAAACCCCACCUGGCGUCUGGGCUGUGUGGCCUCGGAGGGCGGGGAGAGCGCUGUGACCAGCCACGCCUUCUUCGCCGACAUCGAUUGGGAGAAACUGGAACAUAGACAACUAGAGCCACCUUUCAAGCCCAGGAUCAAAACGGCAGAGGACGUCAACAACUUUGACCCUGAUUUCACUCAGGAAGAACCCACGCUCACACCCAUGGACGACCCUCUGAUCCCCCACAUCAACCAGGAGGAGUUUCGAGACUUCUCCUUCACCUCGCCUGAACUGCUGGAGAACUAGAAGUCUCCUCAUUGAUCCACCAGUCGCCUCACUGUCGUCAGUGUUUGUGGCUUUGUCUUAAGACAGUUCCCAGGUGUGUGUAUAGUAUGAAUGACGCUGACACGUUCACCAGAGGAUGCAAAGGACGGAGCAAAGCACUCCUGUACUUCAUGAAAGAUUCACUGGGACACAUUCAUGCAGUCGUCAGUGCAGGAACGUUGUAUUUGAAAUGUUGUAAAUUUGUUCGACAAAGUUGUAUUGUACAGAAUCUUUUUUUUUUUUAUAUUUGCUCUCACACAGAUUGUGAGUCUGAUUCCUGCUACUUGAAAUGAAAAAAGCAACUUUUGGAACGCAA
Hippoglossus stenolepis (Pacific halibut) is the source of this 2664-nucleotide messenger RNA. RefSeq names its product protein kinase C, eta, a (gene prkcha). The transcript is spliced from 14 exons. Gene Ontology annotation, molecular function: ATP binding; diacylglycerol-dependent serine/threonine kinase activity. The coding region runs from base 294 to 2330 and encodes 678 amino acids. Gene Ontology annotation, biological process: protein phosphorylation. The record is from RefSeq and is a predicted model, not a curated record. Lineage: Eukaryota; Metazoa; Chordata; Actinopteri; Pleuronectiformes; Pleuronectidae.